GUCUGUUUGAGGCAACAUGGAAGUCUUAUUUACGAUUAGUUAUUAAACUAUUUAAUUUUUUGAUAAUAUUGUGUGGCUUAAGUAUCAUCGACACGUUACGUUUUUGAGGUAGGGUGAAAUUACUGAAUGAUUGCACUGUGAGUCGCUCGAUGUCGACGUUGAGACAGCAGUGACAUGCUCCUCUUCUGCCCUACCUGCGCCAACGUUCUGCACGUCGAAGAAUGUGCAACCGUCGACCAGGGCUCGUAUCGCUUUGCCUGCAACACCUGUCCGUACAUAUACCAUAUAAACCGUCGCGUCAGCACCAGAACUUACCCGAAACUCAAGCAAGUGGAUGAUGUAAUGGGCGGUGCUGAUGCUUGGAAGAACGUUGACUCCACCAAAGAAAGGUGUCCCAAGUGCUCUCACGACAGGGCUUACUUCAUGCAGAUACAGACUCGCUCAGCCGAUGAGCCCAUGACCAUUUUCUACAGGUGCUGCAAUUCUCUGUGCAAUCACCAGUGGCGCGAGUAAAGCUAACGGCUCUUGUCACCAAGUUUCUAGAUAUCGAGGUCAUGAGAUUGUUGAGUUGUCUUUUUACCAGAGCAGCCAAUCCAUCAACCAUGGGACCAAUAAAAAAUCGUCUUA
Copidosoma floridanum is the source of this 627-nucleotide messenger RNA. It is a transcript of the gene Polr3K, whose product is annotated as RNA polymerase III subunit K. NCBI's taxonomy places the organism in Eukaryota, Metazoa, Arthropoda, Insecta, Hymenoptera, Encyrtidae. Gene Ontology annotation, cellular component: RNA polymerase III complex. Gene Ontology annotation, molecular function: nucleic acid binding; zinc ion binding. The record is from RefSeq and is a predicted model, not a curated record. Gene Ontology annotation, biological process: termination of RNA polymerase III transcription; DNA-templated transcription.